CAGGCGACGGCGGGGUGCUGCCAGGGCCCAAGGCCGGGCUUUUGGGACCCCAUCGGCCGGUACAAGUGGGAUGCCUGGCACAGCCUGGGGAGGAUGUCCAAGGAGGAGGCGAUGGCGGCUUAUGUGGCUGAGAUGAAGAAGGUGGCCCAAAAGAUCAUCGACACGGUGCCCAUGGAUGAGACAACGGAGGAAAUGUUCGCAUACUUUGAGCCGCUCUACGAAGUGAUCCAUGACAUGCCCCGGCCCCCCGAGGCCUUCUUCAAGAGGAAAGGGGGCAGCCAGGAGCAGACGGCUGACCCCAGCCAGGACCACCCUGCCAGCAGCCCGGCCCCUGAUGGCCCUGAAGAUGCCCUGCCCGGGGAGCAGCAGAGCGGGCAGCCCGUGCCAGGAGCUGGGCUGGCUCCCGCCACUGAGGCGCUUGAGGGUAGCCAGGUGACCAGUGACUCCGAGGGGGACGUGUACUGCGACACCCUGGAGCAGGUGGAGCCUGAGAAGGUAACAGAGGGCCGGGAAGUGCCGGGGUCCUGCUGCACCGUGGAGGACACUGCUGAGACUGAUCCUGAGCAGCUGCUUGCUCCGCAG
Molecule: messenger RNA, 582 nt
Organism: Mesitornis unicolor (brown roatelo)
Lineage: Eukaryota; Metazoa; Chordata; Aves; Mesitornithiformes; Mesitornithidae
Gene: ACBD4
Product: acyl-CoA binding domain containing 4
Exons: 6
Biological process (GO): fatty acid metabolic process
Molecular function (GO): fatty-acyl-CoA binding
Source: RefSeq, a predicted model, not a curated record